AUGAGUUUAUUAGUCAGAGCAGAAAUCAUCAAAGUCAUCAUCCAAUAUCUUCCAGUAGUUCCAAAAACCAACUACUACAAAGACAAGAGCUACACACAAGAGCUUUAUGUUGAAACAGCUUGCGAUAGAUUGGGGGUUGACUACUUCGCCAUGCCCAACUAUGUGAAACAUGAAUUAUGUGACUUUGCCCACGAGGCUAUCGUUCGUGAAUACAAGAACAUCGCAAAGACUCAGAAACAAGCGGUGUUAGCUUAA
Enterobius vermicularis (human pinworm) is the source of this 255-nucleotide messenger RNA. NCBI's taxonomy places the organism in Eukaryota, Metazoa, Nematoda, Chromadorea, Rhabditida, Oxyuridae. The record is from the annotation of a GenBank genome assembly.